CUGUUAGCCUUCUCCUUGGAUAAUAGCUUAAUACACUCAUCAAGGGCUUGGAAGAGGUCUGUGGUAUGCCAAGGUAGCCACAAGGAAAGUCAUUUAAAAAAAAUCAGUUAUGGAGCACUUGGGUGUCCAGUCUUGUGCUGACUUCCGUGGAGACUAGCAUAAAGACUUGGCUUCUUUGCUCAUUGCUGGCAUCUCUUAUGGGAGGUGGAGAGAGCACAGGACAUACUUCCAGACUGCAAAGGUAGAUGGCCAUGACCCCUUUUGCACAGACUUCUUAGCCUGGAGAGUCUUUGAUCUGAGUCCCUGAGCUGAUGUGGAGUCAGAAGGGUGUGGAGGUCAUCUUCAGAGUGGCCUGGACUGGGUCUUUUCUCCCUCAGGACGGAAGGGUGGGUGUCACUUUUUCCCUAGUAGACACAGCUGGGCUUUAUCUCCCCAGCAUUCCCAUCCCCUCCAGAGGCCUAUGUCACUCCAGACCAGCCAGUGUGGCCCUUUAUCUGGGCUCUGUUUCCUCCCUGGGGACACCAGAUCCCAGGCAAGAGAACUUGGCAGGCUUUCUUCAUGGCGACCUUAUUCCUCCUCCUUCUGGUCCUAUGUGGGUGCCCCCAGGCUGCUGCAGACAAUAUCCAGACCAUCUAUGUGGCCUUUGGGGAGACGGCGGAGCUGCCAUGUCCCUCGCCACCCACCCUGCAUGGGGACGAAGUCCUGUCCUGGUUCCGCAGUCCUACAGCAGGCUUCUCCACUGCUCUGGUAGCCCAAGUCCAAAUGGGCAGGCUAGUCCCAGACCCUGGGAAGCUCAGAAGGGAAUCCAGGCUCCGAGUGCUAGCAAACUACUCUCUGUGGCUGGAAGGCUCCAAGGAGGUCGACGCCGGGCGGUACUGGUGUGCGGUGCUGGGUCAGGACCACAAAUACCAGAACUGGAGGGUGUAUGAUGUCUCUGUGCUCAGAGGAUCCCAGUUAUCUGCGAGGACUAUAGAUGGAUCCUCCUGCUCUGUCCUCCUGUGCUCCAUGGUCCCCGCCAGACGCCUGGACUCUGUGACCUGGCUAGAGGGACAGGGUCCUGUGAGGGGCCACGUACAGUCCUUCUCGGGUGAUGGGGCUGCCCUGCUCUUGGUAUGUCCUGGGGAGGGGCUUUCUGAGCCCAGGGGCCGUAGACCGAGAAUCAUCCGCUGCUUCAUGCCUCAGAACAAAGGGGUCAGCUUUAGCCUGGCAGCCUCCAUGGAUGCUUCUCCUGCCCAGUGUGCCCCUUCCAUGGGCUGGGAUGUGUCCUGGAUCCUGAUGCUGUUGCUCAUAGCAGGCCUGGGAGUCACCAUCCUGGUCCUCAGCAUCAAGCUCUGGAGGCAGAGGAUCCAAGGGGCUCAGUGCAGAGAUGCCUCGAUUCUUCAGUUCAAACCUGAAAUCCAGGUCUACGAGAACAUCCAUUUGGCCAGGCUCAGCCUACCUGCCCCCAAGAUCAGAUGAUCGGUGACAUUUUCUGGAAAGUGUGGCCUGCUGUCUCCUGACCAUCUGGCAUCUGAAGGAGUCCCCAAACCCGUGGCCAAGGGGAUGGGGCUGAGAGCACCACUUCAGCCUAGCUGGUCUUCAGCCGCCAAGCUGUGGGGGUUGCUGGGAGGGGGGCGCUGAACGGAAGGAGAAGCGAUGUCUGUGAUGUCACCCAUGAAGAGAUGUGGUUUUCUGUCUUGUAGCAGCCAGUGGAGCGGUGUCCCUGAGCCCGCAGUACCCUGGGAUUGAGGGGAGCCAGGGUAGCUGGUAGCGGUGCGGAGGGCUGGGGAUGGGCAGAGAGGAGACAGAAGAAUCCAGAGACUGGAGCACUGGUGGAGAAUCAGUCACAUGGGAGCCAAAGGACAAACGCGGAAACCGAAGAAGAGAGAAGGGAAGAGACUCAAUCAGUCAGAGGAAGGAGAGGGCAGAGAGAGAAAAGCACGAAGUGAGAGGAGUGAGGGACAGAGAGAAUGGAAAGACUCAAAUUGCCUCUAAAUUAAACAGACCACGCCUCCCCCCCC
Manis javanica (Malayan pangolin) is the source of this 2000-nucleotide messenger RNA. It is a transcript of the gene LY6G6F, whose product is annotated as lymphocyte antigen 6 family member G6F. The record is from RefSeq and is a predicted model, not a curated record. NCBI's taxonomy places the organism in Eukaryota, Metazoa, Chordata, Mammalia, Pholidota, Manidae.